UCAGCUAGUCUGGCGCUAGUCAGUGUUGCGAGCAGCUAACGUGUGUGUGAAUGGUUGAGCUCCUCUCAUGGUGUCAGUGUGCUCGUCUUUCUCUCCUGUAGUGUCUACUGUGGAUGUGAGACAUGCAGGACAGGUACAGUGAGGUCGGGUUCGUCCAGCAGAUACUCGGCUUGAAUUUAGUGCCGAGAAAGAACGGCACACACCGAGGCAACGACACCUCGCUCAGCGACUUCUCAGAGAUGUGGUAUGGAGUGUUUCUGUGGGCAGCCGUCUCCUCUCUGGUCUUCCACCUGCCUGCUGCCCUGCUGUCCCUCGCCACGCUGAGACAGCACAAGAUGGCCAGAUUCAUGCCCAUAGCCAUCCUCCUCAUGGGCAUUGUGGGGCCGGUGUGUGGAGGAGUCCUCACCAGUGCAGCCAUAGCCGGCGUGUACAAAGCAGCGGGGAAGAGGAUGAUCUCUCUGGAGGCUCUCGUCUUCGGUGUGGGACAGUCCUUCUGCGUCCUCAUCAUCUCCUUCCUCAGGGUACUAGCCACCCUCUAGCAGUGCUGAGGCCCGCCUGGCUGGAGACCCCACGCCGGUCCCAGCCUCUAUUGACGGGACCUGAAUUUAACACUUGACCUUUUUGUGAACCCCCGGGACACACGGCGACCAAUCAGGCCCCCCGAGACAUGAUGUCAUUACCUGCUGACGGACCAGGAGCAGAAUGGAUGUUAUUCAGAGCAGGGCAGAAGUGAUGCUGCAUUCACAUCAUACAGCAACCACACCCUACAGAAGAGCUGCUUGUUUAAAGUGAACACUAAACCUGAGAUCUCACAUUAUCAGGACUCUUCAGGCUCUGGCACUGCAUUCCUUAUUUAUUCCAAAGUCCAGAGAAGCCCUGAUUUAAACAGUGAUUCCUGUAUGAUGUGACAGCAGCAGGAUGCUCUUCUCCUCUGUCAGCAGCAAGAUGGAUUCUCCCUCUGACACUAACUUCUCUCAGGAGCUGUGUGUGUGUGUGUGUAUGUGUGUGUUUGACUGUCAGACACUGAACAGCAAAAUGUGGACUGACAGGAAGAUGACGCUUAUAUGCAAGAUUCUGGCUUUUUUUCCCCCCUUCUUGAGGCCUUAAUUUCUAUUUUUCUAACUUCCAAAGUGGUGUUUCUCUUCAGGGCUGUCUUUCUUUAACACUCUGUCUCUUGCUGCUCCUUUUAUGCUCUUCCAUUGUUAUUUUAUUUUAUUUUUUAUUUGAAUUUAUGAGUUAGAAGCGCCUACAUUGUUCCCUUCUAGCUUCCAGUCUUGAAGCCCUGCACACACAGCGUAGAGAAUGUCCUCCCACUUUUUCUGCUCAUCUUCUUGCUUUGUUUUCUCAGAGUGAACGCAGCAGAGUUUUGUGAACACAGGGUGCAAAGAUGCUCCCAUUACUAAACAAGCCCCCAAUUGUCUUCAAAUCAUCUUUUACAGGUGUGUCAUUUUUGUGACAGUGAACUGAUUUGUAUAUACAUAUUCUCAAAUUGUUUCCAGGUCUUUGUAGCUUUCAAUCUUUAUGACCAAAUAUAAAAAAAAAGCUGUUUGUUUUUUUUCUGCACUAAAAUGUGCAUCAGCUGGUUCAAUAGGAGUGUGCUCCUGUUUAGUUUUUACUGGGCUCAUCAAAUUUCCACAGCCUCCAGUGACUGUUUUGACAUGGUUUAAACUGGUGGUGUGUAUGUUUCCCCAACACGCUUACACACACUAAAUGUACAUGUAAUCCUCUGCAUUUGCAAGUGAUGCUGUUUCUCUAUUAGCAUCUGCUUUUCAUUUGAUAUUUAACUUUAUGUAAGCUGCUCCUGUCAACAGCUGAAUGAGUCAUUUCCAAAAACACACACUCAUCUUUUGCUUCCAUUCACUUCUAUCAAAUUCUCCCACCGCUUAUAAACUAUCCUCAGCUAGUUUGGUUAGAACUAGCUGAGCAUAUCAGCUAAAAAUAUUUAAAGGAGCAGUGUGCAGGAGUUAGUGGCAUCUAGUGGUGAGGGUUCAGAUUGCAAACGACUGAAUACAUCUCCUCUCACCGUCCUCUUCCAAGCUUAUAGAAGAACUAGGGCUGGGUAUCAACUGAAAUAAAUCGAUAGUAUUGAAAUGUCUCCCAUCAAACGUCAUCCCAUUCUGCUAGAUGCCACAAAAUUAUACACGCUGCACCUUUAAGGUUGAAACAAAGUCCAUAUAGAAACAUGCAUAUUGAAGUGAACCUGGAGAAGUUUUUUUCUUUUAAAUUCUAGUGCAGAUUGUUUUGCACUUGACAUUCCAAUUAGAAAAUGUUUUUCCCCCAUAAGUCUCUGCUCAUGUCAUAAUAAUAAUCCUCUAAACAUAAUGCAGCCACACUCGACUGCACUGAAUUCUCUACAUCUUAAACUGCAGCCGUAUUUGCAUAUUUUCCUCAUAAUUCCCCCUGAAAAAUGUUCUUCCCCCCCCCCCCCCCCCCCCCCGAACCAAAGACUGAGCUGGAAUUCUACACUUGCAGUCUGUACGUCACCAGCUACACUUCAGUCUUUUCCUCCAUCUGUCAGUUACAUAAUAAGCGGUGCCUCAGCGGUGAGCAGGCAGCAAAUCAAAUUAAAGCUAGAAUGUAAUUUUGGCUGCAGAUUAUUUUUGGGAAGCAAAGAUUGGUGAAACGAGGACAUUAUAAAUGACAAGACUAGAGAAAUUGAGCAACCUUUGCUUUUUCUCUGCUUGGAAACACAUGAAAUGAUGAAUCUUUAACUUUUUAGAGCCAUAAAAUGAGAAUAAUCUCUGCCACACACAAACACCAUUAACUGCUUAAAGAGUAUUGAUUUAUGUUGAAAAAUGUCAAUGAUUUUAUAUUCAGCUGUGAGCGGCUCAUUGUACAUACAGUAUGCCGGGGAUGCACACAGUCAUUUGAGGAGAGAGAAAUGAAAGUACAACACUGGAAAAUCAGCAUACUUAUUGAAAUGUCAGGCUGAUGCAGAGAUGAAGGAGCCUUGUGUGAAAUGAAGUCUGGUUGAGCCCUGGGCCUUUGCUUUUACGCUGUACAUUUUGAAGAAUGUUUAUUUUUUUAUGGUUGUGUAAAUUAGCUGUGUGUGUGUAUGUGUGUGUGUGUGCGCGUGUGUGUGUGUGUGUGCUCUCUGGUUCUGUUACAGCAGCAGAUAUCGUGAGGUUGACACUGAAACCUUCACAUUGAUCAUUUUAGUCUGGAUAUUUUCUUCCACUGGUAUUUAUCACUAAUGGUAACUCACUCACUUUUUACUCUGUCAUUGAAAGCAUCAUCAGUUAUCUAAUGUGCUGAUUUGACUAAGCUAACUAGCACUUUAUUACCACUAAAUAUCUCAGUAAUCACACUGAACUACUCUUUCAUUAAAGGCAAAAGGUCAGACUGCAUGAGUGUGAGAUGAUGGUAAAUAUGUUAUUCUUUACAUUCUGCUUUCGGAUCAGUUGAAAGUCCAUGUCUGUCAGCUGCUUAAAGGGGAAUGUGAAGUCAGAGCACAAAAAGAAGAUUUAGUAAUACUAAUGAAAAAUAACUGCAGGAGAGGCUCAGUUCUUCCAGGAAAAGGGAGGGAAAAAGUAUGAAAAGUUAACAAUAAAAUGAAGAUACUAUUCCAAUAUUUGAAAUUAUUAGUUCGAAAGUUUGACUCAUUUUUACUUAAGUCAUAAUUUUGAUUUGUUAUGAGUAUUUGUGUCUUUUUUUUCCUGGCAGAAAUGAGCCUCCAUACAGCCAGUUGUCCAAAUACAAUGACUUUACUUAACCUUCAAUAAACCUGCUGCCUGCUGGGAUAUAUUCUACCAAAUAGACUCCAAACACACUAUAAUACAUUACAGGCUAAGCUGUUCAAAUACAACAGAGUAAAAUGAUGCUGGAGUUUCUGCUGUAAUGGAACCAGUUAUCAUGUGGUUUCAGCUGGAGUUUGUUCCAUUUUUACAAGAUUUCAAAGGUUUUAAAGGUUGAUUUUACUAUAGUAAAUUAAGU
Scomber scombrus (Atlantic mackerel) is the source of this 3933-nucleotide messenger RNA. RefSeq names its product transmembrane protein 170A (gene tmem170a). The record is from RefSeq and is a predicted model, not a curated record. NCBI's taxonomy places the organism in Eukaryota, Metazoa, Chordata, Actinopteri, Scombriformes, Scombridae. The transcript is spliced from 3 exons. Gene Ontology annotation, cellular component: endoplasmic reticulum membrane. Gene Ontology annotation, biological process: endoplasmic reticulum tubular network organization. Bases 123 to 539 code for a protein of 138 amino acids.